AUGCUGUCAAUUCUGCGAAAAGCUCGACUCAAGGACAAGGAGAUGCGAAUCUUGAUGCUUGGACUCGAUAAUGCAGGAAAGACGACGAUUGUGAAGAAGGUUAUGGGAGAAGACGUCAAUACUGUCAGCCCAACGCUGGGUUUCAUUAUCAAGACCAUCGACUACGAAGGGUACAAGCUCAACAUAUGGGACGUGGGCGGUCAGAAGACGCUGCGAUCUUACUGGAGAAACUAUUUCGAAAAGACAGAUGCGCUGAUAUGGGUUCGUCUUGCAGGGGCAAGCUUACUCGUAUUUGCGAACAAGACAGAUGUUGAGGGAUGCAUGACGGAAGCAGAGAUUCUCUCGGAACUACAACUGGAAUCGAUACGAACACAUCGCUGGAACAUUAUCCCGUGUAGCGCAAUGACUGGAAGGAAUCUCAAAGAGGGACUAUCAUGGGUGGUGGAGGAAGCGAAGAAGCGCCUAUUCCUUUACUGA
Fusarium poae is the source of this 477-nucleotide messenger RNA. RefSeq lists its product as uncharacterized. NCBI's taxonomy places the organism in Eukaryota, Fungi, Ascomycota, Sordariomycetes, Hypocreales, Nectriaceae. Gene Ontology annotation, molecular function: GTP binding; GTPase activity. The transcript is spliced from 6 exons. The record is from RefSeq and is a predicted model, not a curated record. Gene Ontology annotation, cellular component: microtubule cytoskeleton; cytoplasm. Gene Ontology annotation, biological process: protein folding. The coding region runs from base 1 to 477 and encodes 158 amino acids.